CGAGUCGUCACCAGAUUCUCUGCAGGCAUUCGGUCAUGGAGAGGUUGUGAGACACCACGGCUGAGGUGUGCGACAUAUCUACCGAGAAUCUACAUUUCCGCACCCUUUCUUGUUCGGGUUGGACCGAGAUAAUCAAAGAAGGAAGCCAUGUCUGACUACACGGACUCUUUAACUGAUGUCUCCAGUGACAGCUUUUGGGAGGUUGGCAAUUACAAACGGGCGGUAAAGCGGGUGGAUGAUGGGAAUCGUCUGUGUAACGACUUGAUGAACUGUAUUCAUGAGCGAGCUCGCAUUGAAAAAGCAUACGCACAGCAACUGACAGAAUGGGCCAAACGCUGGAGACAACUGAUAGACAAAGGGCCUCAGUACGGGACAGUGGAGAGGGCCUGGUGUGCCCUGAUGACUGAAGCGGAGAAGGUCAGUGAUCUACACAUGGAGAUAAAGGGGGUUCUCAUGAGUGAGGACUUUGAAAAAGUCAAAAACUGGCAGAAAGACGCCUACCACAAGCAGAUGAUCGGCGGGUUCAAGGAAACCAAAGAGGCAGAGGAUGGUUAUCGCAAAGCACAAAAACCUUGGGCCAAGAAACUUAAAGAGGUGGACUUGAUGAAAAAGGCUUACCACACAGCCUGCAAGGAAGAGAAGCUGGCCACCAGCAGGGAGAACAACAGCAAGAUGGAGAGCAAUAAUCCAGAGGCCCAGAAAAAGCUCCAAGACAAAGUAGAGAAGUGCCAACAGGAUGUGCAGAAGACUAAGGAGCGCUAUGAGAAGUCUUUGGAGGAACUGGAUAAGGUAACGCCUCAGUACAUGGAGAACAUGGAGCAGGUGUUUGAGCAGUGGCAGCAGUUUGAGGACAAGAGACUCCGUUUCUUCAAAGAGGUCCUACUGGAUGUCAAACAACACAUUGACCUGUCUACAAAUCACAAGUUCCAGGAUGUAUAUCAGACGUUGGAGGACACAAUCCAGGCAUCUGACACACAGGAAGAUCUGAAAUGGUUUCGUGCCAACCAUGGCCCAGGCAUGCCUAUGAACUGGCCUCAGUUUGAGGAUUGGUCAGUAGACUUUAAUCGGUCGCUGAGUCGUAGAGAAAAAAAGAAGCCAAACGAUGAAGUAAUGCUUACAGGCAUCAAUCAAACAGGAGAACAAGCAGCCAAGACCAGUAACAGCUUGACUGUGCCCAGUAGCACAGGCUUAAACCCAUUUGACGACGAGGAUGACGAAGAGGAGACGCCAGAAGAGCGGCCCAACAGCAGCCCAGCCAGUGUGAAAAAAGAGGAAGUCGUUGCCAAAAUUACCACCAACGUACAGCAGACACGGGAUUUGUCAGAUGAGGAGUCUGGGAAUCCUUUCGCAGCAGACACCAAUGGAAACGGGAACCCGUUUGAGGACGAGCCAAGUUCUCCAACGGUCUCGGUUCCCGUACGAGCACUGUACGACUACGAUGGCCAGGAGCAGGACGAGCUGACUUUCAAAGCAGGUGAUGAAUUUAUUAAAAUUGGAGAGGAGGAUGAGCAGGGAUGGUGCAAAGGACGCCUAAAAGAUGGCCACGUUGGACUCUACCCGGCUAAUUACGUGGAGGACAUCCAGUGACCAGAGAGGAAAUGAGAAUAGUGGCAAGGAAGAAAGCAAGAUAAGGAGAAAGGAGGGGAAGGUGAGAAGCUGCCCUGAUGAGAAGCUGCUCACUAUUCCCCCCUUGUGGUGGAGGCUGGACCAACCGCUGCAAUAAUCCAAACUGUCUUUCCACCCUAAUUUUCUUGUAAAUGCUGCCCUUUUUUGAAGAUCCAAGAGCAGAUAAAUUGCCAAGAUCUCAUCACAGUGUUUUUUUUUUUUUUUUUUUUUUUUAGUAAAGACUGUAAACAAGAGAUCUGCACAAAAGGGCAGCAAGACGUGCUGUAUUUUAAUGAUCUUCAUAGAACACAUAUCAUCCUAUAUUUGACUAUGUUGAGUACAGUGUCAGACUUCCAGCAGUUUCCUCACAUCAAGUCUGUUCUAGAUUCUAGUUCUAAACCGAAAUAUAGAGCAUCUUGAGUUAGACAGUUUCCUGGGUUACUGUUUUCUGUGUUGCUCUCAUAUUGCUCAAGGUCAGGGAUACCUGCUUAGUUAAUAUUAAAUGUCAUCUGCUCAUUGGAAUGUUUCCAUAAGCAUUCCUUCAAAAAGCUAUAUUUUGGUAAUUAGCUUAUUGCCAAGACAUGCAGACUACAUAGUGAUAAUAUUGCCUAUUGUUCUAAAAGGGGGACAUCUUCAGAGUAUCUUUAUUUUUCAACACUGUAUCCAUUAGUGAUGCUUCAAAUGAAGUCUAGAGGUUUUAUUUUCGAACCAGAUUUUAUUAUUUUUACACAACAUAUAAGGGUUUUUUUUUUUUUAAAUAGUCAGGCUUGACCCUGAACUAAACUAGACCAAAGCCAGGCUGAAUGCUGGAGUAUCUUUUCAGCGAAGUGCUAAAGUGUGGUCAUUGUUCCAUGUGACUUGUGUGCUGUUCACCUUUUUUGCUGGUCAAGUCAGGAACGUUUUCACCUCUUUCACAAGAAAAGUUUGUUGCUUUUUUUUUUUUUUUUUUUUUUUUUAAACUAUUUUUUGUUUCAAAUAGUUUCAUAUUAUAUAGCUUAUUUGUUCUUGGGAAAGGUCUCUCACUUGAAGUCAUCAGCUUCAUUUUAACCUGCACUGGACACUUCACAGCAGAUACACAGAAGAAAAAUUGAAUGCUAUGUUAAAAUUUGUUACAAACACGAUGUCCACUCAUUCACUUAAAAUGUUUUACAUCAAGAAAGAGUAAUGUAAGGAAAAGAUGUAGUAGUGUGAUAGUAUUUGUGCAUGUAAAUUAUAAUGAACAAGAUGUUGUUGUUUUUUAAUAUGGGGGAACAUUACAAGUAAAAAAAAAAAUUAGACUUUUUUGAGACUAAUUUAUGAAAUGCCAUAAGUGCUUCAACCUUGGCUCCUGAAGAAAUGCUGUGAUUUCGAAUCAGAAUGUAUAUUAAGCAUUUAUGUAAUUUGAAUGUUAUGAAUUUAUCCUUUUGUUACUAUAUUUUAUUAUAUGAAUUUUAUUCCAUUCUUGCAGAUUAUGUUGUUAUUUAGACACAAUUAUCAAAUGUUAUUUUGUUUUGAUUUUGUUCUGAGAGUUUGUAUUUAGUAUUUUAUUACCACCUGCCAGUAAUAGCUGUGUCCUCAUAAGAGGCUGAACAUAUGAAUUUGGAAAGUAUCCGAGGUUUGUUAUUAAGAAGUAACAGAAGAUCUUAACAUAUCCAUUUGGUUUGUAAACCAGCAACCAUGCUGUAACACAGUACAUCCUGUUCAUUUUCUCACCUUGGCAGUUGGCAAAUAAAUGUUUUUAAAUGAGA
Molecule: messenger RNA, 3332 nt
Organism: Clarias gariepinus (North African catfish)
Lineage: Eukaryota; Metazoa; Chordata; Actinopteri; Siluriformes; Clariidae
Gene: pacsin2
Product: protein kinase C and casein kinase substrate in neurons 2
Exons: 11
Coding region: 148-1587 (479 amino acids)
Biological process (GO): plasma membrane tubulation; cytoskeleton organization; regulation of endocytosis
Cellular component (GO): plasma membrane; endosome; cytoplasm
Molecular function (GO): protein binding; phospholipid binding
Source: RefSeq, a predicted model, not a curated record